Messenger RNA from Sebastes umbrosus (honeycomb rockfish), 863 nucleotides. RefSeq names its product thioredoxin domain containing 17 (gene txndc17). Lineage: Eukaryota; Metazoa; Chordata; Actinopteri; Perciformes; Sebastidae. The record is from RefSeq and is a predicted model, not a curated record. Gene Ontology annotation, molecular function: protein-disulfide reductase [NAD(P)H] activity. The coding region runs from base 108 to 479 and encodes 123 amino acids. The transcript has 4 exons. Gene Ontology annotation, cellular component: cytosol.
GGUAUUUCUACCAUUUCUAGCAGAUCAGUGAUCAGAAGAGCAGCAUAUUACUGACAACACUUCUUAGUGCUUCAUAGUCUAAUUUCCUCUUUAACCCGGUCUAAACGAUGACCCACUACGAGGUGGUGAAUGUCCGCGGAUAUGAAGACUUCUGUCAGGCUGUGUCUGAGAGGAAAGGAAAGGAUAUCUUUGCUUAUUUCUCUGGUAAUAAAGACGCCCAAGGAAAUAGCUGGUGUCCAGACUGUGUGAAAGCGGAGCCAAUUGUUAAAAAACAGCUGAGUCAUCUUCCUGAGGGCUCUGUCUUCAUCUACUGUCAAGUUGGAGAAAGAGCCUAUUGGAAGGAUUCAAGUAAUGACUUCAAGAAGACGCUGAAGUUGAGUGGAGUUCCCACGCUGCUGCGAUACGGCACACCUCAGAAGUUGGUGGAGGAAGAGUGCUUCAAAUCAGAACUGGUGAGGAUGAUGUUCACCGAAGACUGAGGGAUCCUGUGGUGCCGGUCACAUCAUUUCACAAUUUCUCCACUGUUAAACAGUAAUAUAUUUACCACCAUUCAAUUCCAGCAUUGUUGACAACCAUACACAAAAUCCAUCUCCUUCUGUAACGUGAUGCAAAUCAACUGUGUAAGUUUACAACCAAAGUAACGAGCAUCCCCCAUAAGACACAGCUAAUCAUUAUUGAUUCUAUACUGAAACAUCUACAAAGACAAACCUGUAGAAUGGAUGUAACUCAUACUAUUAUCUUAUCGUGCUGCUUUAUGUGCAAUCACUCAAUCCUGAUUUGUAAUUUUAGCUUUAUACAUUUCUUCAAAUGUAAUCUAACACCGGAGCUGUCCUUUGACUAAAGAAAUUCUGAGUCGAAUAACA